CAGCAGGGGGUUGGACUUGAUGGCCUUUAUGGCCCCUUCCAACUCUACUAUUUUAUGAUCCUGUGAUCUGAGAUGCAAAGGACAAAACAGGCAUUAGUCACCUCCUGGCUCCUCUGCCAGGAUGCUGUGAUUCGAAGCUUCCCUCGGGUUCGUUAGGGUCAUGGACGGAGCACGCGGGCUGCCCGGAGGCAGGAAAAUCGACUCCAAAGCAGAAUUGUGUCUUCCUGGAGAGGUUCCAGGGGAAAUGCACUCCUGGCUCCUUCCCCUGCCGAUGGGCCGUUUGACUCAAGGCUCUCCCGGAAAGCACCCCAGGGGGCUCUUCUGUUUACCAGCGGGGAGCAGAACGGCUCACACCAUUAUGGCCACCAGUCAGACCGCGAGAGGCCAGCCUCUCACAUUCCAGCCUCUUCCCAGCACUGGAACAGGAAUUUGCGCAUCUCAGGUGUUGCCACAGCUGGGCUGGGACCGAACACGGGAGGCAAAGAACGGGAUGGAAGAAGCGCGCUUGUGAUUCCAGGCACGUGUGUUGCUUUCUCCCUCCUCGGCCUGGCCCUGAGUGAAAGGGGAGGACGGGAAAACCAUGAUAAGGCAAAAUCCACUUGGUCAUCUGUCAGGUAGAUCGUGGCAAAAAACCACAGGUAACCACGCAGGUCGCGUGCUCGGUUGUGAGAAUGCAGCCUCUGAGGAGGGAAUCCCUUCCUCUUGGCCAGAAACUUAUUUCAAGUCCCAGACAGAGCAACACUCGCAGAAAGACAUUUGAUUGGUGCUUCCAGUGCAUCGCCUUCCAGAAGAACAGCCAAAACCGCUCUCUCUCCAAACCCCAAAGAUUGAUUUGCCCUGGCUAAAACGUUUUAUGUGCCUGAUGACUAAUCCCACUGUAUUAAAAUAAGACUCACUGCCCGGAAUGGUAGCUCUGAAGCACCUCAUUCCUGCGCGCCUUUAUUAACCGUUGCUCAGUGGACUUAAAUACACAUCAAAUUAAAAUGUGCAUAUUAAAAUCAGGGGCAAACAGCAUUUCUGGCUGGCUGGUGCCAUUCUUGAAUUCACACUGCCCUCUGCUGCCUGGGAGCUGUACUGCAGGGUCCCUAGAUAGCCCAGCCUGACUCGAUCCACCCUGUAGGCCUCGGUUAAUCUGCGAGAACUCUGGGAAUGUGUUGAUGCAUUUUAAAUAUAAACACAAAAGGCUUUCUCGGGAUCUCUUCACAGUGGCAGCUUAGUUGAUCUAUGUUAGAUACUGAGUGGAAUCAGAAGUGGGGAAGUAAAAGAAUACUUUUUAAAACAAUACAGCAUCUAACACCUCUUUUGAGAAGAGAGGACAACAGCAGCGACAAAAGAGUGGCGUUCCAGUGGAAGGAGAGCCAACCUUCCCCAAGGAGAACAUUCCCACUAUGGAAGUGGAGCUCCGAUGUUUUCGCAUUCCCGCUAGGAAUUGGCCAAAGCAAUAUUCAGAAUUGUUCGGAUACUCAAAACAUCAUCUUGCUGCUUCUUGCAUGCUGGGUGUCUGUUUGUGUUUGUGAUCCCUGCUCGUUGUGCACAUGGGAAAUUUACACGGAGUGAGAGAGCGGUGAUGGUAGGGGCGAUUCGUGUAAAUCUCCCACCAUCUGCACACGUGCCCCUUCAUGAACGAACAUGCCAAUUCUAAAGCCCCUUGGACUAAAGCAGAGGUGUUUCAAUCUGCAGAGAACAUUUCUGGGAAUUCGGGAAUGCGUGCAAAUCGAACUGGGUACUGGGAACAAGGCGAAUGACCCCCCCCCCCGAGUUUGUUGAUUUGCAAACGUGUGUGAGAGACGGGUGGCCAAGCGCAUAUACAAAGUGUUGAAUUCGGCUCUUUUGCAACCAAAAAUGACGUUUUCACACAUCCCUCUCACUGGCCAUGUUUUCGCUAGUGCUGGGCCUGCAAGGAUUCUAGGGGGACAGUCAGGUGAUCUUGAAUGUGCUGGGUUCAGAGUCCCCUUAUUCUCCCAGGAAGCUCCUCACUUAUGCCAGGACGGCGCUGGCAUCGCUAUUUCCAAAAUGGGGCAGGACGGCUGCUGGAAGAAGGGUGUGAGGUCCUGGGGCAGCAUCAGGGCCCCUCUUCUGGCCAGAGACCAGAACAGCAGAAGCGGGCUGUGUAAGAGCCAGCUCUUCCCUUCAGAUGCUGCCUUAGGAAUGAAGGUUUUUCGGUGCUGUUGGAGUCUCCAGGCCUUCUGGAACCUGUUUCUGGAAACUCUGCCCAUCCUGCCUCCUUGCUCCUGCCUCUUCCUCCUUCCAGCUUCCCGGUCUUCACCUGCUCCACCUACCUGCUUCUCCUCAGCUUCUCUCUCUGGCUUUUGAUUCCUGAUUGGCUUUGGCUACUCUUUCCUACUGGACCGACUUACCUGUACUUGUUACCUGCCUUUGCCUCUGGACCCCGUGACUGUGAUGUGGAGAGUUCUCAUCUCUCCGUGCUGUAAAUGAGGGUUGCCCAUAUACAGCUGGCACCUAAAAUGGAACCUGAAGUACGAGGUACAACAGACACCGACUCCCAGCCUAACCUACCUUGCAGGGUUGCGAUGAGGAUAAAGUACAGAAAAGGCAGACUAUGUACAGCACUGAGGGAAUCUUGGUGGAAACAGCAGGACAGAAAUCUAAAGGAAGCGGUUCCAGUUGCGUCCGUGGAGUUCAUCUAAACUGAGAGGUUAGGAGUUUGAUCCGGAGGAGAAAGGGACAAGAUUGGAAAGGGUUAAGGAGCAGCCUUCCUCCCCACGACGACUUCUGGAAAUUGAGAAGGGUUAGCGCGCUGCAGAGAGAGACAGGGAGGCCUGUUUUUUUCCAGCCAUGCCGCUGUGGAGAUAAAUUUAGACGGAGGCCAGGAGUGGGUGUUUGCCCGGAGACAGCAGAGCUGGGCUUGUGCAGGUUGCUGCCCGCUUCUCCGUCCCACGACCUCGGCUGUUUCCUGCCCUUUCGUCCCACCUGCUUGAGAUGACAAGUCCUACAGAUGGAGCCAGUCUGGAUUCCGCUCCUUGUCUUUGCCAGUCUAUCUGCGCUCUCUCUCCAAGAAGACUUGUCUCGGAAGACCUUCGUGUUCCGCAACCAGCCCAGUGAGGGCUACGUCCUCCUCAAACCGCUGUCCAAGGAGGCGCUGGGGAAUUUCACGGUAUGCCUGCGGUCCUACACAGACCUAACGCGGCCUUAUGGGCUUUUCUCCUAUGCCACCCCGUCGCAGGACAAUGAGGUCCUCAUCUUCAAACCCAAAUCGGGAGAAUACCGUGUGUAUGUCGGUGGGGAAUACCUCUCCUUCAAAGUCCCGGAGACCCCCUUCAGCUGGGAACACGUCUGCUUUGGGUGGGAAUCGGACACCGGCAUUGCUGAAUUCUGGAUGAACGGCAAACCUUGGCCGAGGAAGGGGCUGCAGAAGGGGUACGUGGUCAGUGCAGAGGCGUCCAUCGUCCUGGGACAAGAGCAGGACAGUUACGGCGCCUCCUACGAUUCCUACAACUCUUUCUCCGGAGAGCUGACCGAUGUGUACAUGUGGAACUUUCUCCUCUCGCCUCACAAGAUGAGGUCUGCCUACCAAGACCUGCAGCUUCCCCAGAGCUCCCUGGAUUGGCGGAACCUGCAGUACGAGAUCAAAGGAGACGUGGUCAUCAAGCCGAGGUUGAGAUAACCCGAAGACGCGACCCUGUGAGAUGCUGGCGGAGGGAAGUUGCUUCUCCGACCCCUGAAUUCCAGGCCACCGGAUGGAAUUCCCAGAGAGGUGCCCCCUCAUUGUUACUGUUUUGGCACGAGGAAAAGAUGUAUCUUUUCCCUGGAUAUCUUAAUAGUUUAUUUUAGUGGUCCUUUGGAUUUCACCCUGACCCUAUUGGCUUACACUUUUAUUUAAUUUUUAAGUGGCUCAUUUAAAAGUUUUGGUGUAAUGAUUUUAAUUUGUGGGUUGUGUUUCUUUAUAUUUUUGGAUGGUUUGUUCCUGUUGUAGUAUUACAGGUUUUGAAAACGUCGUGCUUUAAUUGCUUGUAAGCUGAUCAGAGAAGCCCAGUGUGGACUAAUGUAGUGAGAAAGAAUUUGAAAUAAUUAAUAAAUAAGUAAAUGUA
This is a messenger RNA of Varanus komodoensis (Komodo dragon), 4049 nucleotides long. Its product is annotated as serum amyloid P-component-like. Gene Ontology annotation, molecular function: complement component C1q complex binding. The transcript is spliced from 4 exons. Gene Ontology annotation, biological process: innate immune response. Lineage: Eukaryota; Metazoa; Chordata; Lepidosauria; Squamata; Varanidae. The coding region runs from base 2957 to 3625 and encodes 222 amino acids. The record is from RefSeq and is a predicted model, not a curated record.